Molecule: messenger RNA, 1492 nt
Organism: Psammomys obesus (fat sand rat)
Lineage: Eukaryota; Metazoa; Chordata; Mammalia; Rodentia; Muridae
Gene: Mrpl4
Product: mitochondrial ribosomal protein L4
Exons: 9
Coding region: 107-994 (295 amino acids)
Biological process (GO): translation
Cellular component (GO): ribosome
Molecular function (GO): structural constituent of ribosome
Source: RefSeq, a predicted model, not a curated record
CGGAGUCGUAUUCGUGACGUGCGGCGUCGCACGUGUGGCGUCAUCAGUCAUCGCCGCAAGCGUCCGUAGGCGCCGCGACCUCCCGGGUUGCGGGGUUAGAUCCGAGAUGCUCCGGUUGUACCGGGCCGCUUUGCAGGCCUGUCUUCGACCCUCUGGCUCCCGGGUCCUUAACUCGCUAGCAGAAGACGCGGCGCGGCCGGACGAGUUUUCGGAGCCGGGGGAUAAUAGCCCAGGUCUCCUAGAUCCCGUGUUGCGGAAGUGUGAGCUCCGGAUCCCGGCGCACCGACGCCCGGUGCAGGCCUGGGUCGAGUCUCUGCGAGGCUUCGAGCAGGAGCGCGUCGGCCUGGCGGAGCUGCACCCUGAUGUGUUUGCCACGGCGCCCCGGCUGGACAUUCUGCACCAGGUUGCCAUCUGGCAGAGGAACUUCAAGAGAAUCAGCUAUGCUAAGACCAAGACCAGGGCUGAGGUGAGUGGUGGUGGUCGCAAGCCCUGGCAACAGAAAGGCAGUGGCCGUGCCCGGCAUGGCAGCAUCCGUUCCCCCCUGUGGCGGGGAGGAGGCGUAGCCCACGGUCCCCGGGGCCCUACAAGCUACUACUACAUGUUGCCCAUGAAGGUGCGGGCGCUGGGCCUCAAGGCGGCCCUGACGGUCAAGCUGAUGCAGGAUGACCUACGCAUUGUGGAUUCCCUGGAGCUGCCCACGGCAGACCCCCAGUACCUGACAGAGCUGGCCAAAUACCGCCGCUGGGGGAGCACCGUGCUCCUCGUAGACUUGACAUAUGAGGAGAUGCCCAAGAACAUCCUGGCAGCCACCUCAGGCCUCAAAACCUUCAACCUGAUCCCUGCGGUUGGCCUGAAUGUGUACAGCAUGCUCAAACACCAGACGCUGGUCCUCACCCUGCCCUCCAUCGCCUUCCUGGAGGACAAGCUACUCUGGCAAGAUUCAAGAUACACACCACUCUACCCCUUCCGCUUGCCCUACAAUGACUUCCCCUAACCCCGCCCUGGCCACCCACGGGGCUGUCCCCCUCGGCAGCCAGGUUAGGGUACCAGCCAUCCUGCAAAAAAAAUCUGUUCCCUGGAAGUUGCUGGGCCUUUUUGCCACAAGGGGAUAACUGCACAGAACCAGGAUGAGUACCUGCCUGGGAGCUCUUUUGUUACGUUAAAAAUAAGCCUUAUUUUUCACAAGACUGGAAUGGAGCUGGUCACUGCUGUGGGAUCCCAUCAGCUCUUAGGCUGUUCAUCCAGUGCUGGACAUCCUUGGUACCUCUCCUCCAGAGCGCAGCCUGCUUUGAUACAAACUGCCAGGAGGAAUUACUUCCUGCUGAGGCAGGUGUUGGAGUUGCUUAGAUGCCAGGCCAGCAGGCUGCACUCUUACCUCUCUGAGGGUCUGCCACCUGGAUGCCAGGCACACUUCCUUAUAGCUCCCUUCAGGCACAGAAUCAGACAAGCCAAUGGCUUUUGUUCUCGUGAUAAAUAAACCUGUUUAAAGAGA